Molecule: messenger RNA, 4793 nt
Organism: Neolamprologus brichardi
Lineage: Eukaryota; Metazoa; Chordata; Actinopteri; Cichliformes; Cichlidae
Source: RefSeq, a predicted model, not a curated record
UUCUUAGAACACUCUUUCUGAGUGUGAGAGAGGAGAGAGAGAGAGAGAGACACCCGUGGUGAUGUGAUUUGACUAAACAAACAGCCAGGCUCACUGCAGUACCUCCUCCAACGGACUCCUGGGACAGGAGAGAUUAACCUCAGAGUGAACAUCAGAGGGAUCUAUACAUUUGAAGCAGCAGCCCCUGUAGAGACAUCUCACUGGAAGUCUCUCCAAUUUCCUUCUGCUGGCCGGCAACCUUCUUGGUCAAAGAGGAAAGAUUCUUCUGCGCUUCUGGGGUUCGUCUGAAGAACAAAGUGACUUGAAGGCCUCCGUGAUGAGGAAGGUGACAGCAUCCCCGCUCCACCUGUCAGUCACAUUUACAGCUCUGCUGUGUUUCUGCACUGAGCUGCGCUGCCUGGAGAUCACGCCCGGUGACAAAGAGUUUGUUCUGGCCGAGGGCUCCUCUCUUACCCUUACCUGCAGCGGCUCAGGGGAGACCACGUGGAAGUUUAAGAUGGACGACGUGCCGUACUUUCAGCUGGAACCAUCUAAACUGGGUCACCAGAGUUACGAGAUCGUGCAAAGCGGAGCCACAUCCAGCGUUCUGACGUUGUUCAAUGUGAGCUGGAAGCACACGGGCGUGUAUCAGUGCAUUGAUCAGCGCACUCGAGACACAGAGGAGGUGGCUGUGUUUGUCCCAGAUCCUGACGUGUGGUUCAUAGAGAGCUCUCACGGCAUGGUAACAAAGACCAGUGAAGAAAGCACCAUCCCCUGUGUGGUCACCAAUCCAAAAAUCACUGUCACCUUGCACGAGAGGGACACUGACAUACCCGUAAGUGGGGUGUAUGUUCCUAGUGAGGGCUACAAGGCGGCGGUGGAGGACAGGAAUUACGUGUGUCGGGGAGAGCUGAACGAGGAAGUGCGAGAGUCUCAGGCCUUCUAUGUCUUCAGCAUUGUGGUCCCAGAGGCCAUUGACGCCUACAUCAAUGCCUCGAAGACGGUCCUGAAGCAGGGUGAACCACUGACAGUAAACUGCACAGUGCACGGAGUGGAGCUGGUGAAUUUUUCUUGGGAUAUUCCCAAUAGAGGGCUUGACUUCUAUGAGCCACUGACUGAUGUCCUGUCCCCCACGAGCAUGCGCUCCUGCCUGGUCUUCUCCCAGGCCACGGUGGACCACAGUGGAAAAUAUGUCUGCCACGUCCAUGAGGGCAUACAAGACCAGAGCGCCUCUGCCAGCGUCAACAUCACUGUGCUUGAAAACGGCUUUGUGGACAUCAAACCGCCUCAGCAACGAAACAUUUCAGUCAAGCUACAAGAGAACGUGGAGCUGAGAGUGGCGAUGGAGGCGUACCCUCCCCCACAGGUUUACUGGACCAAGGAUGGCGCCACCAUCAAGGGAGACAAAAUCAUCAACACGAGACAAGAGCAUGAAAUAAGGACCUAUGAUAGGGCGACAGCCUCCACAGCCCUUUUCUCCCAGGUGGCAGUGUUGGCUGCUGUUUUAGCCUUAGUGGUCAUUGUUAUCAUGUCUUUCAUCAUCCUCAUUGCAAUCUGGAGGAAGAAACCUCGCUAUGAGAUCAGAUGGAAGGUGAUAGAAUCUGUGAGCCAGGAUGGACAUGAGUAUAUCUACGUGGACCCCAUCCACCUGCCCUAUGACCUGGCUUGGGAAAUGCGUCGUGACCACCUAGUGCUGGGUCGCACUCUUGGAUCAGGAGCGUUUGGCAGGGUGGUCGAGGCAACUGCAUAUGGUCUCACGCAUUCGCAGUCCAGCACAAAGGUGGCAGUGAAAAUGCUGAAAUCUACAGCCAGAAGGAGUGAAACUCAGGCCCUGAUGUCAGAGUUAAAGAUCAUGAGUCAUCUGGGUCCUCACCUCAACAUCGUAAACUUGCUAGGGGCUUGCACCAAACAUGACCUGGUGGACUACCUGCACAGGAACAAGCACACGUUCCUGCAGUACUAUGCUGAGAAAAACCAGGACUACAGCUGUCUCAUCUCCAGAGGAAGCACCCCUCUCAGCCAGAGGAAAGGCUAUGUGUCUUUCGGAAGUGAGAGUGAUGGAGGAUACAUGGACAUGAGCAAAGAUGAGCCCUCAGUCUACGUUCCCAUGCAAGAGCAGAUAGAUUCCAUCAAAUAUGCAGAUAUCCAGCCUUCUCCGUACGAGGCUCUCUACCAACACGGCUUCUACCAGGAACAAGGAGUCAACAGAUUAGACCUGGUGAUCAGCGACUCUCCCAGUCUCACCUACGAAGAUCUUUUAGGAUUCAGCUACCAAGUGGCAAAGGGGAUGGAGUUCCUUGCCUCUAAGAACUGUGUCCAUCGUGACCUGGCUGCCAGGAACGUCCUGAUCUGUGAGGGCAAGCUGGUGAAGAUUUGUGAUUUCGGCCUGGCCAGAGACAUCAUGCAUGACUCCAACUACAUCUCUAAAGGCAACACUUUCCUUCCCUUGAAGUGGAUGGCACCUGAAAGCAUUUUCCAUAAUUUGUAUACCACCCUAAGCGAUGUGUGGUCAUAUGGCAUUCUUCUUUGGGAGAUUUUCACACUGGGAGGGACCCCCUACCCUGAUUUGCCCAUGAAUGAAUUAUUCUACAGUGCUUUGAAGAGAGGCUACCGAAUGGCCAAACCCACCCAUGCCUCUGAUGAAGUUUAUGAGAUUAUGAAGAAAUGCUGGGAUGAAAAGUAUGAGAAAAGGCCCGAGUUCUCAUUUCUGGUCCACAGCGUGGGGAAUAUGCUGACGGACAGCUAUAAAAAGAGAUACAACCAAGCCAAUGAAAACUUCACGAAGAGUGACCACCCGGCAGUCGCCCGCACCAAACCUCGGCUGACCUCACCCUUUCCAAUCGCCAACCCAGCAUUUGGCACCCCAUCUCCUGUCACACUCCAGUCUCCACUGGAUGCCUACAACCAAAACUCAAGGCCUAGACAAGACUUCAGACAAGAGGCACAGGAAGUCAUACCGUCAUACAACGAGUACAUCAUUCCCAUUCCGGACCCGAAGCCAGAAGACGCUUUCACUGACGUGCCAUCAGAAAGUCCUGGAAGCUCUGUGGGUGUGGGUGAGGAGACCGACUCCAUAUCUCAGGACACUGCUGACACCCUUCCAGAGGAGGACCGGCUGGAAGAGACCAGCGAGAGAGACGCUCUGUUGGGCUCCUCCGGGACACCCGAGGUAGAAGACAGCUUCCUGUAGCCAGAUUUAGGAGCCCAGAGAAAACAGAUUUCCUUUCUGGGGCUGAAAAGGGAACGUGAAUAAACUAAAAUGUAGCAAAGUAGAGACUGAGAUGGAAAUCUCUGUAUUUUCACUAAGCACACAGAAAGUUUCUUCUUUUGUUUUUUAACUACAAGUAAACUACAAAAUUGUCUUCUGUCAUUCGGUUGUACGUAUUAGGAAACUUGCUACAAAUUAAUGCGGUACCCUCCUCACAAUUUACACUUCGUUUACAACGUGUAGUGAGGCUUAUGAGGCCUUAUUAAAUAAGUGCUUUAUCUUUUAGAUAACUAAUCAACAACUGUUCCCCAUAUUCACUGUUCAAAAGUAGGCUGCAUUUCCUUUUUUUAAAAAGUACGAAAUCAUUGACACAAUAUUGUGAGAAAACCUCGAAUCCAUUUUUCUGUGUAGAUUUUGUCCACGUCACAACAGGCUUAAAUGGCUGAUUGAAGGCAACUAGACUUCUAUUUAGGUUUCUGAAGACAUUUCACCUCUCAUCUGAAAGGCUCCUUGGAGGUAGUCCCAAGAGUUGCUCACCCACCCUGUUAUCAUGUGAGUUCUUAGGAUCACCAGACCCAAGGCAUGGAUCAAAGUGUGAGUUUCACCCAUGUUUCCCUAAUGACUCACAUGAUGAGGACCACCUACAGGUGACAACCAGGCUAGAGGUUAAAGACCUACUAACCCACAUCAGUGUUUUUAGAGCUAAAGAGGCUUUUCAGGUAAGAGGUUAAACAUCCUCAAGAACCUGAAAAGAAGCUAAUUUUCCUGUAAAUGACAAGUUGCAGAACAUUUUGUCCUAAAGCAUGAUCAGAUGUGAAAUGGCGAUAUAUAAAUGAAAACCUUACCUUGGGUACAGUCAAGAGGACUAAUCGUAGUAGAUACAAACAGGUUCCACAUGCACUGUUUUAAUGUGAGAUAUACUUUAUUUUUUAGUUUAAUAUGCCACAGCGUCUGUGUUUUUAUUUGUGUAUUUUGAAUAUUAUCUUGUAUGUGAUGUGUGUGUAUGAAAACUUUUGGGAGUUUUUUUUUUUGUCCUGUAUGCUUAACUCAUAGUUCUGUGCCAGAUUUGCACUUUAUGUAGAAAAUGUGGAUAUUCAUAACAAAAAAAUAAUUUCAAUUAUGUGAAAGUUACAUUGCAGCAACUCGGGAUCUAAUGUUAGAGUGAUUAUGAUAUGCAGUUUCUGUGACUCUCAAGUGAAAAAAAUAAAUACAGCAUAUCACUGCCUUAGCACAAGAUGGCACAGAUGAGUGCCUUUGUAUAGACUGAUUGUUGUCUUGGGCUGUUGUUGCUUGUAUAUGAAGGGCUGCUGCUCAAGAAAUAGAUAGCCAUACAAUAUGUACACAUGAAAAAAAAUCUAAAAAAAAAAAAAAUACCUGUAGUCUUCUGUUGCUUUGGAUAACACUGACUGUGUUUCAACGUAAUUCACCACUUAAAGGAAGAACACGUCUUUAUUUCCUGUAGCCUUUCUUACUCUUUGUAAAAUGCACAAGAUCACUGUUAUCACAAGCUAUGGUACCAAAGCUCUUCUUAACGUUUACAAAUGUAUUUUUUAUAUGUGUCAUUUUCUAUGUUGUAAAUGUGACAAUAAAGUGUAUAAUCGUAGUA